AAGCUGUAGUCACAUGCCGGAAAACGGGGAGCGGGAAGGCAGGAAGCAGGAGUGAAAACAUUUCUUACAAUGAGAACAACGUUAUUGCGCUCCUCAUUAGGUUGCGUGCUGAGAGUUUUUGGACCAGCACCUGCUUCUAGCAAUAAAGCCGUCACACAAGCAGUCGCUCCUCAUCUCUAUUAUUCGAGAAAAACGAUGCACUAUCAAACGGAGCAGAGGGGACCCCUGAAUUCAACCGACUACCGUCUUUAUUUUAAAACCUCUGAGGGAAGGUACAUCUCACCCUUCCAUGACAUCCCUCUCAUAGCAGAGUCUGAACAGGAAAAUGAUGCACCAGCCAAAAAAGCUAAGACGGAUACAGAGGUGAUCUAUAACAUGGUAGUGGAGGUACCACGGUGGUCAAAUGCCAAAAUGGAGAUUGCGACAAAAGAACAGCUGAAUCCUAUCAAACAGGAUGUGAAGAAAGGAAAGCUCAGAUACGUUGCUAACGUAUUUCCCCACAAAGGUUACAUUUGGAACUACGGCGCACUCCCACAGACAUGGGAGGACCCAAACCACAAAGAUGAGGAAACAAGCUGCUGCGGGGACAAUGAUCCCAUUGAUGUCUGUGACAUCGGCACUCAGGUGUGCUCCUCGGGUCAGGUGAUCCAGGUCAAAGUGCUAGGCAUUUUGGCCAUGAUUGAUGAAGGAGAAAUGGACUGGAAGGUUAUUGCUAUUAAUGUGGAAGAUCCUGAUGCCAAAAACCUAAAUAAUAUAGAGGACGUUCGCAAAAGCAGACCGGGUCAUUUAGAAGCCACUGUGGACUGGUUCCGGAAAUAUAAGGUGCCUGAUGGAAAGCCGGAGAACAGCUUUGGAUUCAACGGGCAAUUCCAGGACAAGGAUUUUGCCAUUAAGGUCAUUAAUUUAACCCAUGAGCACUGGAGGGCACUGGUGCAGAAGAAAACAAAUGCUGAGGGGAUUGUUUGCAAAAACAUCACUUGCUGUGAUAGUCCUCACGUAUGCGGUACUGAUGAGGCUGAUGGUGUUGUCCAGUCGGCUCCUGCCGCUGGUCCUGCCAACCCUGUUUCUAAAGAAGUUGACAGGUGGCAUUUCGUCUGAAGACCUCAAAACUCCACGGGACCUUUCUUUACACCUGCAACAGCAACAUCAGUCUUAGUGUUUGCAGGUAGUGUCAUUUUUGAAACUCAAUGAUCAGUGCAAACUGAAAUUUUCAUUAUAAUUUAAUACAAUCUUGAGGUUAAUUAAAGACUAAAACAAUCACUUUUUCCUUUUCUAAUAUCUGCUAUUUUGCUUAGAUUGCGCAGCAUUUUUAUGUUUCCUUUUCAAAGUAAAGGCUGAAAGGACACUAUCUCUAGACAACAACAUAAAGCCAAAACGUUGUUUUGUUUUUUAUACAUUUGGAUGAAUUAAUAAAGAAAAAAGAGCAAA
Molecule: messenger RNA, 1428 nt
Organism: Oryzias melastigma (Indian medaka)
Lineage: Eukaryota; Metazoa; Chordata; Actinopteri; Beloniformes; Adrianichthyidae
Gene: ppa2
Product: inorganic pyrophosphatase 2
Exons: 12
Coding region: 70-1098 (342 amino acids)
Biological process (GO): phosphate-containing compound metabolic process
Cellular component (GO): cytoplasm
Molecular function (GO): inorganic diphosphate phosphatase activity; magnesium ion binding
Source: RefSeq, a predicted model, not a curated record